Molecule: messenger RNA, 8761 nt
Organism: Cynocephalus volans (Philippine flying lemur)
Lineage: Eukaryota; Metazoa; Chordata; Mammalia; Dermoptera; Cynocephalidae
Gene: SVIL
Product: supervillin
Exons: 42
Coding region: 936-7844 (2302 amino acids)
Biological process (GO): actin polymerization or depolymerization; actin filament severing; barbed-end actin filament capping
Cellular component (GO): cytoplasm; actin cytoskeleton
Molecular function (GO): phosphatidylinositol-4,5-bisphosphate binding; actin filament binding
Source: RefSeq, a predicted model, not a curated record
UGCACCACUGCCGCUGAUCUCGUCCUCACAAGCUGAAGUGUCCUCAGGUUUCACUUGGAUUUACUCAGUAAUGGAUGGCUCCACCAAAGCCAGAUUGGGGAAGUUCAGCCUCGAGGACACCAGGGGACGGAAAACUUCAAAAAGAAGACUCUUUUUAUUAAUAUUUUGGCGUUCUUUUUUCAGAGAAACUUUGGGGAUGUAGCCUUCACCUAUUUCCUGAAUUUGGCAUCCAAACGCCUUUUGGAAAGCACCGUUCUAAAUUUAUCCUGUUCUGAAUCAUCACUUUUGAUAGAUGCAGUUGCUUUGUUUGCAUUGUGAUAUUUGAUUUUGUGCAACGUUACUUGGGCUAACUUUUGAUAUUUUACUUUUUGUUUAGAAUUUGAAAGUAGUAGUCAUUGAAAAGAGACUCAAAGAAAAUACUUGAGGACAUCCAAAGCCGGAUUAGAGGAUAUAACGUGUUUUGUUUUAUUUUUUCAUUAGAAAAAAUAAGGAAUUGCAGUGUGAUUUUUUUCCCCCCUUUAACUUAGAGGAACAAGGAUUUUACAGAUAUUUGAACUCCAGAGCUGUUUCUUCUAAAUACAGAUUAUUCGCUGAGCUACAGUGUACUUGGGCAGAGCACCCAGGGAUGACAGCACUGUCCCCAACCCAGUCUCACGAGUAGGGAGAUCAUUUAUCAGUGCACGUGAUUCCGCUGUAAUUGAGCCCAGCACACAGAGGCGCUCCCUCCAACCCAUCACUGCUGAUUCCUAGCUCCUUGAGCCCUGCCAGUGAAUGGGACAGGAGGAGGGGGAGGAAGGCUUUGAGAUGUGCUGUGGCUGUCGCAGUACAGGUGAGCUAGACGUCUGAGCUUCUUUCAAAACUGAGAGCAAUAUCUUAACAUUGGUGAUAGCUGUACCUCCAGACAACAACCCCUUCAAAGACUUUACAGUCCUUUUAUGGAAGAACGUACUCUCUCUGGGCCUUUGUGGCCAGAAGCCAGGCUGCCCCACAGCUGGGAAUCAAGGCAAGAUCUCAAUCAGAAAAACUUAAGCUUCACUGGAUCCCCACAUCAAAGAACAGUUCUAAGCUUUCAGAAAUUCUCACUUGAAGAUAAGGAACAACUUGCUAACCACAAAAGAGGGACCGAUGCUAAGCUUUUAGCUGCACUUCCUAAAGUUGCAGAAUUAAGAAAACUCUUUGAACCAAAGAAAAAAGAAUUUUUAGAAAUGAAAAGAAAAGAAAGAAUUGCCAGGCGCUUAGAAGGAAUUGAAAAUGACAAUCAGCCCAUCCUCUUGCAGAGCUGCACAGGGUUAGUGACUCAUCGGCUGCUGGAGGAAGACACACCCAGAUACAUGCGCGCCACCGACCCUGCCAGCCCCCACACUGGCCGGUCAAAUGAAGAGGAAGAAACUUCUGAUUCUUCUGUAGAAAAGCAGACUCGAUCUAAAUACUGCACAGAAACCUCAGGUGUCCCUGCUGGUGACUUAUCCCAUGGCUCAGGUGCCAUGGACACCCACAGCCUGGAGUCCAAAGCUGAAAGAAUCGCAAGGUACAAAGCAGAAAGGAGACGGCAACUGGCAGAAAAAUACGGGCUCACUCUGGAUCCUGAAACCGAUUCUGAGUAUUUAUCUCGAUACACCAAGUCCAGGAAGGAUCCCGAUGCUGUUGAGAAACGGGGAGGCAAAAGUGACAGAGAGGAAGAGUCGAGCCAAGAUUCGUACUCCAGGACAGAGACGAUGGGGCUUAGGACCUGUACGGAUGAAUCCAAGGACCAUGCCCUCCAUGGGAGUGAAGGCAUAUCUGACAAGGAGAUGCUGCUAAACGUGGAAAACCAAAGACGCGGUCAAGAGCUGAGUGCCACCCGGCAGGCCCAUGACCUGCCCCCGACGGCUGAGAGCUCCUCGACCUUCUCCUUCUCUGGACGAGACUCCUCCUUUACUGAUGUGCCAAGGUCCCCAAAGCAAAGGCACAGCUCCUCCCUGCAGCAGCCAGCCUCCCCGAGCCACUCCAUUGGUGACACGCCACUGCCCUCUGAGACUCGAUCCAGUACAGGGAAACUCAAACAUGAGUGGUUUCUCCAGAAAGAUUCCGAAGGGGACACACCUUCGCUUAUCAACUGGCCUUCCAGAGUUAAAGUUAGAGAAAAAUUGGUGAAAGAGGAGAGUGCUCGCAGCAGCCCUGAACUCGCCUCCGAGUCCUUAACUCAGAGGAGACAUCAGCCAGUGUCCGUCCAUUACCUGUCCUUUCAGUCAGAAAACUCGGCCUUUGAUAGGGUCACGGGGAAAGCAGCCAGCUCCGCACGACAGCCGAUCCGUGGCUAUGUCCAGCCAGCAGAUCCCGGUCACACUGCCAAGCUGGUGGCCACAGAAACCCCAGAAAAUGUGUCUGAGUACAGCUGGGUGGGAGAAGCCACCCAGAAUGUCAUACAGCCUCCCACCUUGAAGGUUCAAGAAGGUGAGAGAAGGGACACCCCAGUUCUGCAUAUUUGUGAAUCAGAAGCAGGAGAUGUGCUCUUCACUGACGCUCUCGAGAAAAGCGAGAAAACAGUUUUGACUUUGGAGGAUGAUGGGUUCUCCAGAAGCCACGAAGACCCCUCUGGAAGUGAGGACUUGGGUAAGCCUGCUGUGACCACAAUCACCUUAGAAUAUCAGAAGGAACCAGAAAGUACGUCACACCCACCUCAAGCUCAGCACCAGCCCACUGAGAGAAUGGGCAGGAGCAAAACGGUUUUGUAUGUUCAGAGGGAGCCCAUUUCCCAAGAUGCCCAAUUGACCAGUCACAAAAAAGAAGCAUCUACGAAGAAGCACAAGGUUCUCACCCGCUCCUUGUCUGAUUACACGGGUCCCCCUCAGCUUCAGGCCUUGAAGUAUAAGGAGCCAAUUUCCAAGCGAGAGCUGGAGCUGCAGAGUUCCAAGGCUGAAGGGCCCUCUGCAGAAAUUGGCAUGCUGGACACAAAGGUCUCUGUCGCCCAGCUCCGAAAUGCAUUUCUGGAGUCUGCCAGGGCCAGCACGAAACCUGAACUCCAAUCACGGGUUCAGAGGUCAACCGAAGGAGUUGGCUUGCCUACCGGUGUGGAACGGGAGAGAGGGUCCCGGAAACCAAGACGAUAUUUUACUCCUGGUGAAAGUAGAAAAACUUCUGAGAGAUUUAGAACUCAACCUAUAACCUCAGCAGAACGAAAGGAAUCGGAUAGGUGUACUUCAAAUUCAGAAAUACCAUCUGUUGAGGAUGAAGAAAAUGUAGAUGAACGAGCCAAGCUGAGUGUUGCUGCCAAGAGGCUGCUGUUCAGGGAAAUGGAGAAAUCAUUUGAUGAACAAAAUGUUCCAAAGCGACGCUCAAGAAACACAGCCGUGGAGCAGAGGCUACGCCGGCUGCAGGACAGAUCCCACACGCAGCCCAUCACCACCGAGGAAGUAGUCAUUGCUGCCACUGAACCUACCCCUGCUUCGCGUUCUGGGGUCACCCACCCUGUAAUGGCAAGACUUCCUAGUCCCACUGUAGCUAGGAGCACUGUGCAGCCUGCCAGAUUGCAGGCAUCUGCUCACCAAAAGGCUUCAGCCAAAGACCAGACAAAUGAGGGCAAAGAUUCUGCUGAACCAGGAGAACCUGAUUCCUCCACUUUGAGCUUAGCAGAGAAGUUGGCCUUGUUUAACAAAUUGUCCCAGCCAGUCUCAAAAGCUAUUUCUACCCGAAACAGAAUAGACAUAAGACAAAGGAGAAUGAAUGCUCGCUAUCAGACUCAGCCAGUCACGCUUGGAGAGGUGGAACAGGUGCAAAGUGGGAAACUCAUUCCUUUCUCACCUGCGGUUAACACAUGUGUAUCCACCGUGGCAUCAACGGUGGCUCCGAUGUAUGCAGGGGAUCUUCGGACAAAGCCAUCUCUUGAUGACAAUACAAGUGCCACUGACUAUAAGUUUAUUUCUUCAAUAGAAAAUUCAGACUCUCCGGUUAGAAGCAUUCUAAAAUCACAAGCCUGGCAGCCUUUGGUAGAGGGUAGUGGGAGCAAAGGAAUGUUGAGAGAAUUUGGAGAGACAGAAAGCAAGAGAGCCUUGACAGGUGGAGACAGGGGUGUUAAGAAGUAUGGGUCCUUUGAGGAAGCAGAACUGUCCUACCCGAUCCUGAACAGAGUCAGGGAAGAAGACAGCCAUAAGGAAACCAAAUAUGCUGUGCCAAGAAAAGGAAGCCUGGAACUAGCUAAUCGUCCCAUGGCCCAUCUUGGUGAUGAACCGAAGGAAUUUUCCACUGCUAAAAGCAGUGUGCAAGGGAGCCCGGAUUUGAAGGACAGGCAGCCCUUUGAAGAGAAGGUGGACGUGGGAAGGAAGUUUUCACUAAGAGCAGAGUUUGGGGAGCCCACCUCUGAGCAGACAGAGACAGCUGCUGGAAAAACUGUUGCUCAAACCACAACCCCAAUGUCCUGGAAGCAACAAGACUCUUCAGAACAACUACAGGAGAGGCACUAUAAGACUCCCUGUGCAAUGUUUGCUGCUGGAGAGAUCAAGACGCCAGCGGGGGAGGGCAUCCUUGACUCAACCGGCAAAACCAUGUCAAUUAAAGAAAGGCUGGCACUGUUGAAAAAGAGUGGCGAGGAAGACUGGAAAAACAGACUGAACAGGAAGCAGGAGUACGGCAAAGCACCUGCUGCCAACAGCCUGCACAUCCAAGAGGUGGAACAGUCCCUGAAGAAGAAGGAAGAAGGAGGAUUUACAGAUGGUAAUGCCAUGUCUAAUCUGCUUUGGCGGGUCACAGAAAGUCGAGAGAGCCAAAUGACCAUUGAGGAGAGGAAACAGCUCAUUACUGUGAGAGAAGACGCCUGGAAGACCAAAGGCAGAGGAGCAGCCAAUGACUCCACCCAGUUUACUGUGGCUGGCAGGAUGGUGAAAAAAGGUUUGGCAUCACCCACUGCCAUAACUCCGGCAGCAUCCCCCAUUUGCAGUAAAACAAGGGGCACUACACCAGUUUCCAAACCCCAAGAAGAUAUUGAAGCCAGACCAGAUAUGCAGUUAGAAUCGGACCUGAAGUUGGACAGACUGGAAACCUUUCUCAGAAGGCUGAAUAACAAAGCUGGUGGGAUGCAGGAAACAGUACUCACUGUGACUGGUAAAUCUGUAAAAGAGGUGAUGAAGUUGGAUGAUGAUGAAACCUUUGCCAAGUUUUACCGCAGCGUGGACUGUAAUACACCAAGAAGUCCUGUGGAGCUGGAUGAGGACUUCGAUGUUAUUUUCGAUCCUUAUGCACCCAAAUUGACGUCUUCCGUGGCUGAGCAUAAGCGUGCAGUUAGGCCCAAGCGCCGGGUGCAGGCUUCCAAAAACCCCCUGAAAAUGCUGGCAGCCAGGGAAGACCUCCUUCAGGAGUACACUGAGCAGAGAUUAAACGUCGCCUUCAUGGAGUCAAAGCGGAUGAAAGUAGAAAAGAUGUCCUCCAACUCCAACUUCUCAGAAGUCACUCUGGCGGGUUUAGCCAGUAAAGAAAACUUCAGCAACGUGAGCCUGCGGAGUGUCAACCUGACAGAACAGAAUUCCAACAACAGUGCGGUGCCCUACAAGAAGCUGAUGUUGUUGCAGAUCAAAGGAAGAAGACACGUGCAGACCAGGCUGGUGGAACCUCGAGCUUCGUCGCUCAACAGCGGGGACUGCUUCCUUCUGCUCUCGCCCCAUUACUGCUUCCUGUGGGUAGGAGAGUUCGCGAAUGUCAUAGAAAAGGCCAAGGCCUCAGAACUUGCAACUUUAAUUCAGACAAAGAGGGAACUUGGGUGUAGAGCUACUUACAUCCAAACCAUUGAAGAAGGAAUUAAUACACACACUCAUGCAGCCAAGGACUUCUGGAAACUCCUGGGUGGUCAAACCAGUUACCAAUCUGCUGGAGACCCAAAAGAAGAUGAACUGUAUGAAACAGCCAUAAUAGAAACAAACUGCAUUUACCGUUUGAUGGAUGACAAACUGGUUCCUGAUGACGACUACUGGGGGAAAAUUCCAAAAUGCUCCCUCCUACAACCAAAAGAGGUACUGGUGUUUGAUUUUGGUAGUGAAGUUUACGUGUGGCACGGGAAAGAAGUCACAUUAGCACAACGAAAGAUAGCAUUUCAGCUGGCAAAGCACUUGUGGAAUGGAACCUUUGACUAUGAGAACUGUGACAUCAACCCACUGGACCCUGGAGAGUGCAAUCCACUUAUUCCCAGAAAAGGACAGGGGCGGCCUGACUGGGCAAUAUUUGGGAGACUUACUGAACACAAUGAGACUAUUUUGUUCAAAGAGAAAUUUCUUGAUUGGACCGAACUGAAGAGACCUAAUGAGAAGAGCAUUGGGGAACUUGCCCAACAGAAGGAAGAUCCCAGGGCUGAGGUCAAGUCCUACGAUGUGACGCGGAUGGUGGCCGUGCCCCAAAUGACCCCUGGCACUGUCCUGGAUGGCGUGAAUGUUGGCCGUGGCUAUGGCCUGGUGGAAGGGGAUGACAGGAGGCAGUUUGAGAUUGCCACCGUCUCUGUGGACGUCUGGCACAUUCUAGAAUUCGACUACAGCAGGCUCCCCAAACAGAGCAUCGGGCAGUUCCACGAGGGGGAUGCGUAUGUGGUCAAGUGGAAGUACAUGGUGAGCACUGCAGUGGGAAGUCGGCAAAAGGGAGAACAUCCCGCCAGGGUGUCCGGCAAAGAGAAGUGUGUCUACUUCUUCUGGCAGGGCCGGCACUCGACUGUGAGCGAGAAGGGAACGUCAGCGCUGAUGACAGUGGAGCUAGACGAAGAGAGGGGAGCCCAGGUCCAGGUUCUCCAGGGCAAGGAGCCCCCGUGUUUUCUGCAGUGUUUCCAGGGAGGGAUGGUGGUGCACUCGGGAAGACGGGAAGAGGAAGAAGAAAAUUCGCAAAGUGAGUGGAGGCUGUACUGUGUGCGGGGAGAAGUGCCCAUGGAAGGGAACUUGCUGGAAGUGGCCUGUCACUGUAGCAGCCUGAGGUCCAGGACUUCCAUGAUCGUUCUCAAUGUAAAUAAGGCCCUCAUCUACCUGUGGCACGGAUGCAAAGCGCAAGCCCACACGAAGGAGGUCGGGAGGACUGCCGCAAAUAAAAUCAAGGAACAAUGCCCCCUGGAAGCAGGACUGCAUAGUAGCAGCAAAGUGACAAUACAUGAGUGUGAUGAAGGCUCCGAGCCACUGGGAUUCUGGGACGCUUUAGGAAGGAGAGACAGGAAAGCCUACGACUGCAUGCUUCAAGAUCCUGGAAGUUUUAACUUCGCACCCCGCCUGUUUAUCCUCAGCAGCUCCUCUGGGGAUUUCUCAGCCACGGAGUUCGUGUACCCUGCCCGAGCCCCGGCUGUGGUCAGUUCUAUGCCCUUCCUGCAGGAGGACCUGUACAGUGCACCACAGCCAGCGCUAUUCCUGGUUGACAACCACCACGAGGUGUACCUCUGGCAGGGCUGGUGGCCCAUCGAGAACAAGAUCACUGGGUCUGCCCGCAUUCGCUGGGCCUCUGACCGCAAGAGCGCCAUGGAGACAGUUCUCCAGUACUGCAGAGGAAAAAAUCUCAAGAAGCCGCCGCCCAAGUCUUACCUUAUCCAUGCUGGCCUGGAACCCCUGACAUUCACCAAUAUGUUUCCCAGCUGGGAGCACAGAGAGGACAUUGCCGAAAUCACAGAGAUGGAUACGGAAGUUUCGAAUCAGAUCACCCUGGUGGAAGAUGUCUUAGCCAAGCUCUGUAAAACCAUUUACCCCCUGGCUGAUCUCCUAGCCAGGCCACUCCCAGAAGGAGUUGAUCCUCUGAAACUUGAGAUUUAUCUCACUGAUGAAGACUUUGAGUUCGCGCUGGACAUGACAAGAGACGAAUACAACGCGCUGCCCUCCUGGAAGCAGGUGAACCUGAAAAAAGCCAAAGGCCUGUUCUGAAGAAGAUGCUGGAGGAAGCUCAGUGGUCACUUUCCAUACCAGUGAACCAGGAAAAUGGCUAUUUUUUUGGACUGGUAUUUCAUUUUAAAAAGUAUUUUUAAAUCAGAGUUUUCAAAACCUGAUGUUAUUAACUGUACUGUUUGUUCCAGAGUUGUGUAUUUUGUAAAUGUUUAAGAGAACUCUUUGGAAACGUUCUUUCCACAGUUCAGCAGGUGAUGUUAGCACAAGUAUCUGUCAUGUGCACUUAAGCAGUGACCCUCAGCAGCUGCUACACCACUGCCCUCUUGUUCCAGCUAGGCAUUACCAUGUUUUUGGAAGCAGUUCUCUUUAUAAAGUGUUAUUUUGAUAGUUUGUGGAUUCUAAAAUAUAUAUAUAUUUAUACAAACACCAAUAUAAGUCAAAUAUGUAUUUAACAAAGCAAUAUGUAUUCAUUCACUUUGAAGGGUUUUGUUUGUCUGGUUUUUUUUUUGUUUUUUUUUUUUUUUUUUUUGGUGUCAACAUAUUAAGAGGUAGACGGAGCUGCUUCUGUCACCGGUAUGUAUCUUCAUACACGUUCAGAAACGUUUCCUUCAGCGUUAGGUAUGACCCGUUCUGAGUACUGCUUCCGGUGCUACAGUGAACAAAGAAUUUGUACUUAAUGGCAUGGACUCUGAAGAAUCUUUGCAAAUCAACCUUUCUACCUUAAUAUCUCCCCCCAAAAAUGUAUAGUGCCUUGUUUUUAUGUACAGUUUAUAUACAGAAAAGUUGGCUUUGCAUUUUUGAUGAUGGUUUGGAACAUUAUCUACAAUUUUACUCUCAACUAGUAGAAAUAAAAACAUCUCAAUUUCUAAUACCUGUGGUAGACAUUACACAUGUCAUUUUGUGAUAUAGGACUUCAAAAUAAAAGCUGCAGAAUAAACACACAGUUACUUGAUUCA